AUGGCGAAUCCAAACCGAUAUUUUAUGUCGUCGCCACGCUUCUACGUCGAAAAGGAACGAACGACGAAUGAGAUUUCCGAUUAUCGCUACCACAAGGAUUACAGCGGCCGCCAUUCCAUUGCGGACUUGUCGCUGACUUCAUACCGACCUUACGAGCGCGAGCGCCAGGGUCGCUAUGGAUCGCAAUCUGAACGCAGAAUCCACCGUUCCCGAUCGAGAUCUAGGUCUAGUUCCAGAUCCAGCAGUAGCUCUAGAACGAGGACAUCGCGCUCACGGUCGCACCAUUCCCACGCGCGGUCGUCCCGACACCAUUCCUCCCGUCAUGGCGAUAGACAUCAUCGGCGACAUCACAGGCACCAUCGCCCCAAUUCGAUUUCGAGCAGUUCUUCGAGCGAUAGUCUCUCGUCGUUGACAAUUUCAAGUCCACCACAAUUUGUCACCCCAGUCCAUGAGUUCGAGAGGAGUGAGAAAGGGGACCUUGAGAUAAAAAUCGGGGAUGUCAUUGAAGUCAAACGGUAUGUCGAUAAAAACUGGUACAAGGGGACAAAUUUGUCCACCCGCAAGAAGGGUAUAUUCCCUAUCGCAUACGUAAAAGAAGUCGAAGUAUCUAGCACAAAGGUGGUAGAGCAGCUCUCUGGAAGGCGAGCAGCUAGUCAGUCUAGAGUUAGUGAGAAGCUUCUUGUGGAACUACCCAAGGAAACCGAACGCAAGGGUAGUUUCUUUUACCCGAGCGAUACUGUCAUCGUUCGGGAUCGUGGUAACAGGGUUACAAGUACCGGCUACCGGGAAAUCGACCAGGACGUUAUCCUUAUCCGACCCAAGGAUACCAUAAACAACGAACCAGCCAAGAUUGUCAGACCGACAUCCGAACGUGAAGUCGUCGAGGAAGAUGUCACCAUAAUUCAGCCGCGUAGGACCAUUGAAGCCCCAGUCAUCAAGGACGAGAAGAUUAUUAUUCCCAUCCGCCGCAAGGAAAUACCUUAUAGCGAGGUAUCAAAAUAUGCAAAUAGUGGCCCAGAGGUCGACAUUGAACGACUUCGACUGUCAUCGCGACAUCGAGAUUCUGAAGAAAGAUAUGUCAUCGAACGGCCCAAGGAAACUAGGGAGGUCCUGGUAAGGCCGAAAGAGAUCGUUGUCGAGAAGCCAGUGGUGGUGGAGCGACCUCGUGAGGUUGUUAUCGAAAGGCCCCGCGAGAUAGAGGAAGCUAGUACCGUCAUUAGUCAGGGCGGUCGUUCUAGAGCCCGAUCUAUAAAAGAGAUUCGACUUGACAGGGGCAUCAGUUACAGCCCUCCGGCAAGAAAGAAGGAAUUCAAGAUGCUCCCGCCCCCUCAAACGAUCACAUAUAACGAAUACGGAGCACCAGUAUUUGUCGACACCAAAACAUUUGCUCCGGCCCCGAUAAUGUCGGCUCCUCCAAGGCCACAUUAUGCAACUAGAGCUCUAGAGCCGGCUCCGGUUCCAGUGCUUCCACAAAGCCUUCCUCGAACCCGCGUUCAACAUGCCUAUCAGUACUAA
Molecule: messenger RNA, 1515 nt
Organism: Orbilia oligospora ATCC 24927
Lineage: Eukaryota; Fungi; Ascomycota; Orbiliomycetes; Orbiliales; Orbiliaceae
Exons: 2
Coding region: 1-1515 (504 amino acids)
Biological process (GO): protein transport to vacuole involved in ubiquitin-dependent protein catabolic process via the multivesicular body sorting pathway
Cellular component (GO): ESCRT-0 complex
Molecular function (GO): protein binding
Source: RefSeq, a predicted model, not a curated record